Messenger RNA from Lolium rigidum, 1729 nucleotides. RefSeq names its product cytochrome P450 71A1-like. The coding region runs from base 1 to 1605 and encodes 534 amino acids. Gene Ontology annotation, molecular function: iron ion binding; monooxygenase activity; heme binding. The transcript has 2 exons. The record is from RefSeq and is a predicted model, not a curated record. Lineage: Eukaryota; Viridiplantae; Streptophyta; Magnoliopsida; Poales; Poaceae.
AUGCACACAAUGGACAUGACGUCGCCUUUUUCAUCUUUGCAGUCACCCCUCCUCCUCCUCGUCCUCAGCCUGUUCGUCUCUCUCUUCUCCUUCCUCCUCCUCUUCACCAAGAAUUCUCGUCCAUUCAGCAGCAAUGGCCGCAGGCGGCUUCCCCCGUCACCGUGGGGACUUCCGAUCCUCGGCCACCUCCCACUUCUUGGAUCCCUACCGCAUAGGAAGCUGCGGUCUCUGGCGCAGGCGCACGGUCCAGUCAUGCUCCUUCGCCUCGGCGGCGUGCCCGCCGUGGUGGUUACCUCGACGGCCGCAGCGCAGGAGGUCUUGAAGACCCGCGACCUUGCCUUCGCGAGCCGCGCCCCGGUGCGCAUGGCGGAGCUCCUCUUCUACGGCCGCGACAUGGCCUUCGCCCCCUACGGAGAGUACUGGCGCCAGGCGCGCCGCGUGUGCGUGCACCACCUCCUCAGCGCUCGCCGUGUCGCCUCAUUCCGCCGCGUCCGUGAGCAGGAGGCCGCCGCACUGCUGGACCGCGUCCGACGUGUCGCAUGCGCUUCGCGGCCCGAUGGUGGCGCCGUGGUGGACCUGACCCGCGAGCUCAUAUCCUACACCAACACCAUCAUCUCGCGGGCCACGUUCGGCGAUGACGGGGGUUACGGCAUCGGCGACGGCCUGUCGGAGGUGUUCGCCGACCUGGAGGAGCUACUGGGGACGGUCACGGUUGGCCAGUUUGUGCCGUGGCUGGCUUGGGUGGACACGCUGAUGGGGAUAGACGCCAAGGCGGUUCGGACGAGCAAGGUGCUGGACGAGUUGCUCGAGCGGGUCAUCGCGGACCACCGCCAGCGGCGUCUCGGCGGUGGUCGGCUUGUUGGCGACGGCGAGCAGGACGAUCACCGAGACUUCGUGGACGUGCUAUUGGAUGUGAGCGAGGCGGUAGAGGACACCGGAGGUGUCGAGUUCGACGCGAUUGCCAUCAAAGCCAUUGCCAUGGACAUGUUCGCCGCUGCGACCAACACGACCUACACGACUCUGGUCUGGGCCAUGGCGGAGCUCAUCAACCAGCCAGUCGAAAUGCGCAAGCUCCAGGACGAGAUCCGAGCGGCCGUCGUCAACAAUGGUGGCAGCCAUGUGAACGAGGACCACCUCGCCAAGCUGCAAUACCUCAGGCCGGUUAUCAAGGAGACACUUCGGCUGCACUCGCCUCUCCCGCUGCUCUUGCCCAGGGAGACGCUCGAGGAUACCGAGCUGCUAGGCUACCGUGUGCCGGCGCGGACGCGCGUGGUGAUCAACGCGUGGGCCAUUGGCCGCGACACGGAGACGUGGGAGCGCGCUGAGGAGUUCGUGCCGGAGCGGUUCGUGGGUGGCCCGGUCGAGUACGGGGUGAGGCAUGACGACUUCAGCUCGGUGCCGUUCGGCGGCGGGAGGAGAGGGUGUCCUGGGGUUGGGUUCGCCACGCCGACGAUGGAGCUGGCCCUCGCGAGCCUGCUGUAUCAUUUUGACUGGGAGCAGCCGGGGGCGGCCGGGGCGUCGAAGCUGGACAUGAGCGAGCUGUAUGGGCUGUCCGUGCGUCUCAAGGCCAACCUGUGCCUGGUUGCUAAGCCGUGGUCUCCAUGAUCGAGCCAUCUGGGUGCCGAGUGCUCGUGCUCCUUGAAGACGAGUGCUACCUUCCAUGGCUCUACCGUUGUGAUCUAUUACUUGAAACUUGAGAGCUAUUGUACCUUGUACGCGCAUGUAUCUA